Messenger RNA from Juglans microcarpa x Juglans regia, 1422 nucleotides. RefSeq names its product UPF0481 protein At3g47200-like. Bases 1 to 1422 code for a protein of 473 amino acids. The transcript has 4 exons. Lineage: Eukaryota; Viridiplantae; Streptophyta; Magnoliopsida; Fagales; Juglandaceae. The record is from RefSeq and is a predicted model, not a curated record.
AUGGAUAUGGAUGCAACACUUGCUCCGGAAGAUCAUACACAAGGGGAUGCUUCCAUUCCUAUACCGACGACAGGUACUUCCACCCCUGUAGACCCACAUCUGCAGCUACUUCUUGUGCAAGAUACUGAGAAGGGAGUAAAUCCCUUGGGUCGGGCUAAAAGAAAGGCUCAGGUCAGCGGCAAGAAAUGGUUCGAGCCCCGCGUCGUCUCCAUCGGGCACUACAACUGCAAGGACGACGCGAAACAUAAACGCCUCCAAGUGAAACAAGAGCACAAGCAGGAGUUCUAUAGCAUUCUACAGUCCCGCGUCAAAACAAGCAUGGAAGAAUUGAUGGAAACCAUACGCCGGCCAGUACUUGAAGCUGCUGAUGCCAGAUCAGGUCAUUACUCACAAAAGAUUAAGCUCAACUCCUCGACGAUCGAUCCGUUCCUCAGAAUGCUGGUUCUUGAUGGUUGUUUUAUAUUAGAAUUGUUUCGAGUACUUGGAAAAUCGAGAAAGAUCGAGUCUGAUCACCCUCUCGCCUCCGUGGCAUGGGCAAUACCACAGUUCUACGGGGAUCUUCUUCUGCUUGAGAAUCAGAUCCCCUUUGUUGUUCUGAAAAAGUUAUUUGAAACUUCCAAAAUGCCUGAUGAGGACUAUCCUUUGUCCUUGCUUGCUUUGAGAUUCUUUAACAAGGUAAUGCGCAGAUCCGACGAAGAUCUCAUAAAGAUGAGCGAGAAACUCAAUGACAGCUUGCAUUUGCUGGACUUGGUUCGGGGAAGUUUUAUCACUCGCUAUCUAGAUCAGCCACCAGAGGAGAAAAAACCAGUACCGGUGAUAUACUGCAUCACGAAGCUCCUCAAAGCGGGGAUUAAGAUCAAAAUGAGUGAGGCGGCCGACAACUUCUUGGCUGUGAAAUUCAAGAACGGAGUGAUUGAGAUGCCCAAAAUAACCGUCGACUACUUCAUGCACUCUUUCGUGGUGAACUGUCGGGCAUUCGAGCAGUUGGACAACAAAAGCUCCAAGCACAUCACAGUUUACGCCUAUUUCUUGGACUGCUUAGUAAACACAGCCAAGGACGUCGAGUACCUAUACGAACAAAACAUCAUUGACGGUUAUGUUGGGAAGAACAGCGAGGUCGUGCAAUUCAUCAACAAGUUGGGGAAGGAGAUGGAUGUUGAAACCGAUCAGUUUUAUUUAUACAACUUUUUCGAAAAGGUAAACCAUCGUUAUAAUGACAAGUGGAAAGUGCGAUGGACGGAGUUCAAGCAUAGACCUACUACACCAUCUACGCUUAUUAUCAUCCCAAAUAAUGGGCUUAAUAUCUCCUACUCGAUCCGUCUGUUACGUGCAUGCACUGCAUGUCUUAUCCAUGAACAGCUACAAAGGUGUCCGUAUGGGAAGCUAGAUCAUGCUCAAGUUGUACGCCGUGUGCUUGAUUAG